UUCCAUCGACAAUGCCUACAUUUCAUCUUUCUUUUAUAUUUUUCAUUUAUUUAUGAUUUAUUCUCUCUCCUUUUGAACUUUGACUGGAGGAAGAGAAGUACAAGCAACAAAGAGAGAGAAUUGGCUUUGCUUGCAGCUUUCGGCGCUUUUUCUUUCUCUUUCCAUCCUUCCAGAUUUGGCCACCUCUUGAUCCCCGACUAUUUAUUUAAUUUUAUAUAUUUAUAUAACAUAUCUAUUCUUAGUUUCUUACAACACCCACGGCGUAAGGACCAGCCAAUUGCUGUCCUCUUUGCUAUUGCUACUAAACUAUUCACCCAAAUCAGUACCUAAGCUACUUUCCUUUCCAACCAGGUUUGUGGCAUCUUGUUCAGGUUAAGUUGACCACAUAAUGAGUGAUCUUUAUAGAAAGGAAUCAAAGAAUUUUUUGACACCUAGUCAAGCCUGAUCACUGCCUUGUCUAUGCUGCCUAUUGUAAUACAAAAUAUGGGCUCACUCUGCAGUAAACAGCGCCGUUACAAUGAAGCAGAUGCUGAAGAGAGUGCACAGGCUGCUGAAAUUGAAAGGCGAAUUGAACAGGAAACAAAGGCUGAAAAGCAUAUCCAGAAACUCCUACUGCUUGGAGCUGGAGACUCUGGGAAGUCCACAAUAUUUAAGCAGAUAAAACUUUUGUUUCAAAGUGGUUUUGAUGAGUCUGAAUUGAAGAGCUACAUAUCAGUCAUCCAUGCCAAUGUUUAUCAGACAAUAAAAAUAUUGCACGAUGGAUCAAAGGAAUUGGCUCAAAAUGAAACAGAUCCCUCAAAGUAUGUCAUAUCCAGUGAAAAUAAGGACAUUGGAGAGAAGUUGUCAGAAAUUGGAGGCAGGUUAAAUUAUCCAUGUCUCACCAGAGAUCUUGCACAGGAGAUUGAAACUUUAUGGAAAGAUGCUGCAAUUCAGGAAACAUAUGCUCGGGGUAAUGAGCUUCAAGUUCCAGACUGUGCCCAUUAUUUCCUGGAAAAUUUGCAAAGGUUGUCUGAUGCAAAUUAUAUUCCAACUAAGGAAGAUGUUCUAUAUGCAAGAGUUCGUACAACUGGUGUUGUAGAGAUCCAGUUCAGCCCUGUUGGAGAGAACAAGAAAAGCGGUGAAGUAUAUAGACUUUUUGAUGUUGGUGGCCAGAGAAAUGAGAGGCGGAAAUGGAUCCAUCUAUUUGAAGGAGUUACAGCUGUAAUUUUUUGUGCUGCAAUUAGCGAGUAUGAUCAAACACUUUUUGAGGAUGAAAACAAGAAUCGUGUGAUGGAGACUAAGGAGCUUUUUGAAUGGGUCCUGAAGCAGCCAUGUUUUGAGAAAACAUCCUUCAUGCUGUUUCUCAACAAAUUUGAUAUAUUUGAAAAGAAGGUUCUGAAAGUGCCACUGAGUGCAUGCGAAUGGUUCAAGGAUUACCAGCCAGUUUCAACAGGAAAACAAGAGAUCGAGCAUGCAUACGAAUUUGUCAAGAAGAAGUUUGAAGAGUUGUAUUUUCAAAGCACAACCCCUGAUCGUGUGGAUCGUGUGUUUAAAAUAUAUAGAACCACUGCCCUUGAUCAGAAACUUGUGAAGAAAACUUUCAAGCUUGUGGAUGAGACUUUAAGACGGAGAAAUCUCUUCGAAGCUGGCUUAUUGUGACCAAGAAGGAUUUACUUCAAAAUGAAUGUUCAUAGUUUGAAGAACUGAAAUAUUUUGAAAAUUAAAAGUUGGAAGAAACACCUCCAUCACCAUCUGCUGGCAUCAGAAUUUUUGCACAGGUUGAAAAUUUUGAAUGUUCAUUUGGUUUUCCUCAAUUGGAAAGGAGAAUAUUUUUCCCCCAUGAUUUUCUUUGACUGUUGAUUUGUCGUGAGAAAAAAGUUCCCAGAGGAUCUGUUUACUUGACUGUUCUGUUUUGUUCCUGAGUGGGGAUUGAAUAUAUCAUAUGAAAGGAAACUUAUUUA
This is a messenger RNA of Hevea brasiliensis (rubber tree), 1940 nucleotides long. Its product is annotated as guanine nucleotide-binding protein alpha-1 subunit. Bases 460 to 1638 code for a protein of 392 amino acids. Gene Ontology annotation, cellular component: heterotrimeric G-protein complex. Gene Ontology annotation, molecular function: G protein-coupled receptor binding; guanyl nucleotide binding; G-protein beta/gamma-subunit complex binding. The transcript is spliced from 14 exons. Gene Ontology annotation, biological process: adenylate cyclase-modulating G protein-coupled receptor signaling pathway. The record is from RefSeq and is a predicted model, not a curated record. Lineage: Eukaryota; Viridiplantae; Streptophyta; Magnoliopsida; Malpighiales; Euphorbiaceae.